Adineta ricciae is the source of this 2406-nucleotide messenger RNA. NCBI's taxonomy places the organism in Eukaryota, Metazoa, Rotifera, Eurotatoria, Adinetida, Adinetidae. The record is from the annotation of a GenBank genome assembly.
AUGAUCGAAUCGAAGAGUUAUAUUCUCAAUAAACUUCAAGAAGGUGCAUCUUUCAUCAAAUUCAACUCGGAUGGAUCUCGGACUGAAGGAUUUUUCUAUGUUUGCCCGAAACUGAACAGUCUAUGGUAUAAUACAUCGAAAAAACGCUUUCAAAACUCGGCGAACGAAUUUCCGUUGAAAGAUUGUCAAGUGCGACCUGAUCUUAGAUCAGAUACCUGGUUGAAAGUACUUCAAUUGGGCAAAGUACGAGAACAACAGAGUGAUUUAGCUUUUUCGAUUUUACACAGUCGUGGUCGAAAAAGUCUAGAUCUCCUCGCAAGUGACACGGAAACCCGUAACAUUUGGGUGCGCGGUCUGGAAAUGUUAAUUCAAGAAAGUAUUGGAAAGCCCUACACAAAAAUUACCAAUAGUUGGCUCAAAGGGCUUUUCAACACGGCCGAUCGCGAUCGAAAUAACCUUCUUUGUAAAGCUGAAGUUUACCGUCUAUUGGAACAAUUGAAUGUGCGUCUAACAACGGAUGAGUUCGAACAAUACCUUAAUCAAGCUGGUUUGAAUGCCGCUAUCCUUCGCGGACAGCUUCGUGCGCAAGAAUUCAUUACGUUUUAUCAAAUGUUAACGUAUCGGCCAGAAUUGAUGCAUAUUAUUCACACCUACAGUGAAUCCUGCGAUCUUUGCACUUGUAACGGUCAUCCGACAAUAGCAAUGAUUUGUUCUGCAGUGACUCCUGUUAUGGAUUCAUCGUUUAUACUUAUGAAUGCAUUCGGACCUCGGACGACGACUACGGCGUUCAGUGGCAUCCCGCCGACGGCAAGACCGAAUACUUGCAAUUAUAUGACGAUUGAAGAGGUGAAAGAGUUUUUGAUGAACGAACAAAAACAAAGCUUAUCAUCGAGUGAAGUCGCUGAUUUAAUCAAAAAGUUCGAUCCGUCAACUGAAGGAAAAGAGUGUAUCGAACUGGGCGUUGAUGGUCUUCGUGAAAUGUUACUGAGCGACGAAUAUCAACUUAUGAAUCAGGAACAUUGCAGUACUAUCUAUCAGGAUAUGACCAAACCAUUAACGGACUAUUGGAUCAAUACAUCACAUAAUACAUACCUUUGUGCGAAUCAAGUUGUCGGUGACUCAUCAGGCGAAUCAUAUGUUCAAGUAUUGCAGCGGGGCUGUCGAUGUGUUGAAUUGGAUCUCCAUGACGGCCCUGACGGACAUCCUGUUAUUCGACAUGGCUUUACAUUGGUUAAAGAUGCUAGUCUACGCGAAAUUCUCAAUCAAAUAAAACAAUUUGCUUUCUGUGCUUCGCCAUAUCCACUGUUUCUCAAUCUGGAAAAUCACUGUUCAAAUAAACAGCAAAUCAUUGUUGCACGAUUUCUGAUUGAUAUUUUUGGAUCGUCGAUCUACACAGCCGAAGAAGCUAAUGCGAAUACAGCAUGGCCAUCACCUGAAGAACUCAAAGGGCGCAUUAUUCUUCGUGGACGUGUGUCACCUAAGAAUGAUCUAUCAGUCGAUUAUAGCAAUGAAGAUGAAUCUUUCGACCCGGACAUCUCUGCUGUGUGUAAAGAACUAGCCAGUCUUGUCGCUUGUCAAAACACCACAUUCAAAGGUUUUGAAUUUUCGAAAUAUUAUAAGCAUUAUCAAUCAUCAUCAUUAGCUGAAAAGAAAGCUUUAGCUUCUGUCGAACAUCAUGCGCUCGAGUUAAUUCAUUACAACCAACGUUUAAUCACCCGAGUUUAUCCAUCUGCAUAUCGACAAGAUUCAAGUAACGUUGAAGCAGUUUCGCUCUGGAAUACUGGCGUCCAAAUGGUCGCCUUGAAUUUUCAAACAGAUGACAUAUCUAUGUCACUGAAUCAUGCCCGAUUUUCAGAUAACAAGCAAUGCGGAUACGUUCUGAAACCGGCAAUUUUACGAGAUCAAAAUACCACGUUCAGUCCAAAUAGUUGCUUCUCUGCUUAUUUACUUUCACAACGACGUCCACUCAAAUUGGAACUUUGCAUUAUCAGUGCACAACAUUUGCCCAAGCGCAAUCAACGCGACACAACGCCCGUAUCGCCGUCUGUCAAAGUGAAAACCUUCGGUGCUCGUUGUGGUAAGAUCACAAGCAUCUUUUUUCAACCAAUACCUGUUUCUUUCCAAGAUCAUAACGAACAGAAGACAGUCACUGUACACAACAAUGGUUUGAAUCCGAUAUGGAAUCAUCUGAUGCAGUUUUCAAUUGUAAUUCCUGAACUGUGUCUUCUGCGAUUCUCCGUGCGAGAUAGUGAUAAGAACAAUACCGAUCUUUGUCAAUAUUCAAUUCCAUUUCUCUCGAUGCAACCAGGCUACCGACACAUUCGCUUGCUCGAUCGUCAUAAUCGUCCGACAACAGCGACCUUAUUCGUUAAUGUUAAAGUCAUUAAUAUGGAAUCAACUGGUUAA